AUGUUAUGCAAUAGAUGUAAAGAGCAAUUAAUUAACAAAUAUUGGUGUAAAGGUUGUAGAACAAAAUAUUUCCUGGAAAGAUUCUCCACAUGGACGAGUGAAGAUGAUGAAUUAAAUCAUUUUAUUCAAGAAAGUCAAUUAAAUGCAAAAGAAGUUCAUGGAUAUUUUCGUUGGUUUAAUUAUAAUAUAUUUAAACGUAUACAAUUAAUUGGUGGUAAUGAAGGGAUUAGCGAGGUUUAUUAUGCCAUGAUCAAAUAUGAUGAAUUGGCUGAGAUGAGUCACGAUGAAUUUUUUGUGCCAAAAUAUUUCAUUGCUCCUGACUCGCAUAUUUCGGAAUUUGUUGUGUUGAAACGAAUCAUUAACUCUGGUCGUAUGGUUAAAGAGUUCAUACAUAGUGUGAGUAUUUAA
Messenger RNA from Funneliformis caledonium, 408 nucleotides. Lineage: Eukaryota; Fungi; Glomeromycota; Glomeromycetes; Glomerales; Glomeraceae. The record is from the annotation of a GenBank genome assembly.